This is a messenger RNA of Priceomyces carsonii, 1656 nucleotides long. RefSeq names its product sugar porter family MFS transporter. The record is from RefSeq and is a predicted model, not a curated record. Gene Ontology annotation, cellular component: plasma membrane. The coding region runs from base 1 to 1656 and encodes 551 amino acids. Gene Ontology annotation, molecular function: carbohydrate:proton symporter activity. Gene Ontology annotation, biological process: transmembrane transport; carbohydrate transport. Lineage: Eukaryota; Fungi; Ascomycota; Pichiomycetes; Serinales; Debaryomycetaceae. The transcript has a single exon.
AUGUCACAAGAACAAUUGGCAUCUGGUGGCCAGACACCAGUGGACUCACAGUCUAUAAUUGAUAACGAGAAAAAUGAUGCUAAAGAUUCAGAUUCUCUCCACUUACCACAGCUACCUGAGAAGACCGUUAAGGAUCACGCUUUAAUUUCAUUAUUUUGUUUGCUAGUUGCAUUCGGCGGUUUCGUCUUUGGUUUCGAUACUGGUACUAUCUCUGGUUUUGUUAAUAUGUCGGACUUCUUGAGAAGGUUCGGAGAGCUUAAUUCUAGUGGUGAAUACAUAUUAUCAAAUGUCAGAACUGGUCUAAUUGUUUCUAUUUUUAACAUUGGAUGUGCUGUCGGUGGAAUUUUUUUGUCCAAGAUUGCAGAUGUAUGGGGAAGAAGAGUAGGUCUUAUGUUUUCAAUGUUAAUUUAUGUCGUUGGUAUCAUAGUUCAAAUUUCUACUAGUCAUAAAUGGUAUCAGAUCUGUAUCGGUCGUGCUAUCACAGGUUUAGCAGUCGGUAUUGUUUCCGUCUUGUCACCUUUAUUCAUUGGUGAGACAGCACCUAAAACCUUGCGAGGAACUUUAGUGUGUUGUUUCCAGUUAUGUAUCACGUUAGGUAUCUUUUUAGGGUACUGUACGACUUAUGGUACUAAAGUUUAUUCUGAUUCAAGGCAAUGGAGAAUUCCUUUGGGUUUGUGUUUUGCAUGGGCAAUCUUUUUGGUCGUCGGUAUGUUGGCGAUGCCCGAAUCUCCUAGAUUUUUGGUUGAAAAGCAUAGAAUUGAGGAUGCAAAGAAAUCAAUAGCAAGGUCAAAUAACCUUCCUAUCGAAGAUCCUGGUGUUUACACUGAGGUCUUGACAAUUCAAGCAGGUAUUGAAAAGGAAAAUUUGGCUGGUAGUGCUUCUUGGACUGAAUUGAUAACAGGAAAGCCAAAAAUCUUCCAAAGAGUUUUAAUGGGUAUUCUCUUGCAAUCAUUGCAACAAUUGACGGGGGAUAAUUAUUUCUUCUACUACGGUACCACUAUUUUCCAAGCUGUCGGUAUGAAAGACUCAUUCCAGACGUCCAUUGUUUUAGGUGUUGUUAACUUCGCUUCAACCUUUGUUGGUAUCUAUUGUAUCGAAAAAUAUGGUAGAAGAAAUUGUUUACUCGUUGGUUCAGUGGCUAUGUUUGUAUGCUUCAUUAUCUACUCAGUCUUGGGUUCGGUACAUUUAUACAAAGACAAUUCCUACAAUAACAAUAAUACUUAUAAGUCAACUGGAGAUGCGAUGAUCUUCAUUACAUGUUUAUUCAUUUUCUUCUUCGCAUCUACCUGGGCAGGUGGUGUUUACACCAUCGUAUCUGAGACCUAUCCAAUUAGAAUUAGAUCUAAAGCCAUUGCUGUUGCGAGCGCAGCAAACUGGUUGUGGGGUUUCUUAAUUUCAUUCUUCACUCCAUUCAUCACUUCCGCUAUCCAUUUCUAUUAUGGAUUCGUUUUUGCGGGCUGCAUGGCAUUUUCAAUAUUCUAUGUCUACUUUUUUGUAAUGGAGACUAAGGGGUUGUCGUUAGAAGAAGUCGACCUUUUGUAUGAGCUGGAUGUUCACCCAUGGCAAUCAUCGGGCUGGAUCCCUCCAACUAAAGAACAAACAAUCGCUGCUGCUGCAACAACUGCAGAAGCAAAGCCUGAAGAGGAGCAUGUCUAG